UUGGACAGAAUUUCAACAGAGCCAUUGCGCUUUCUCUGUAUCAUUCUAACCUGCGCCCACCUAACUGAUCAAACAUCAGAAGAAUCAAGAGAGAAACAAUGGCGUGGUGUGCUUUGAAACCCUUCCAUGUUCCUAUGAUGAAAGUCGGCGCGCUUUGUCCUCGGGCUCCUUUAGCCAUCGGCGGCUUCGGCUGCGCUUCAGUUGUCGGCACCAGCCUCUGGAGCUCUUCUUUUAACCGAUCCUUUGCUCUGCCCUUCGCUUCAUUAAGCACAACCACCGCUUCUCCUAAAAAGGAGGCUGUUAAGACUGGGAAGGCUCCAGCAGCAUUGGGACCAUAUUCUCAAGCAAUCAAAGUCAACAACCUUCUAUUUGUUUCUGGUGUUCUAGGUCUUAUUCCAGAGAGUGGGAAGUUCAUCUCAGAUAGUGUUGAGGAUCAGACAGAACAGGUACUAAAAAAUAUGGGUGAAAUACUAAAAGCUAGUGGUGCUGACUAUUCAUUUGUUGUAAAGACAACAAUCAUGUUGGCUGACCUGAAAGAUUUCAAAAAAGUAAAUGAGAUCUAUGCAAAAUACUUUCCUGCACCAUUUCCCACCCGCUCAACAUACCAGGUAGCAGCAUUGCCGAUGGAUGCCAAGAUUGAAAUUGAGUGCAUUGCUGAACUUCCCUGAAAACUUGAACUCUGGUGUCAUUUAGGGACUUGGCUAACUUCAGAUAUUGCUCAAGUUAAUAAAGUGGGAUGGGGGUGAAGUGAAUAUGACAAUUGUGGUCUACUUUUGUCUUGCUCUCCUCAACUGUUGCUGUAAGUGCGACACUAUCGGCGAAAUAGUGGUUUAGUGGACAUGAUUUAGAGCAAUGGAUAAGCCCCAAUGCAAUUCUGGAAUUGGGAAUGGACAAAAAAUGAUGACUUUAAAAAUUUUUUAAUUAAAACUUUGUUGUAGUGGUGUUAUCAGCCAAUGUAUCAUUUCAAGAUUUACACCAA
Messenger RNA from Hevea brasiliensis (rubber tree), 979 nucleotides. Its product is annotated as reactive Intermediate Deaminase A, chloroplastic. The record is from RefSeq and is a predicted model, not a curated record. The transcript is spliced from 6 exons. Gene Ontology annotation, molecular function: deaminase activity. NCBI's taxonomy places the organism in Eukaryota, Viridiplantae, Streptophyta, Magnoliopsida, Malpighiales, Euphorbiaceae. Gene Ontology annotation, cellular component: cytosol. The coding region runs from base 99 to 668 and encodes 189 amino acids.